This is a messenger RNA of Sinocyclocheilus grahami, 1117 nucleotides long. Its product is annotated as isocitrate dehydrogenase [NADP], mitochondrial-like. Gene Ontology annotation, biological process: isocitrate metabolic process; NADP+ metabolic process. The transcript has 8 exons. Bases 146 to 1117 code for a protein of 323 amino acids. Gene Ontology annotation, cellular component: mitochondrion. Gene Ontology annotation, molecular function: isocitrate dehydrogenase (NADP+) activity. The record is from RefSeq and is a predicted model, not a curated record. NCBI's taxonomy places the organism in Eukaryota, Metazoa, Chordata, Actinopteri, Cypriniformes, Cyprinidae.
AUGUAAUGGUGACGUCGGCCCAGAGACGGAGGCGGAGAAGAGCUACGUUUAUUGCUGUGUGCUCCGAUUCAUUCCACCCUUCCUUCGACCGGAGUGAAGUCGGGCAGCAAGCUCUAGUGUUUGAGGCGAGAAAAAAAAAAAAAACAUGGCAGGUUACCUGAAGGUCCUCAGCUCUCUCACUAGGUCCGCCGCUACUCUCUCCAAAACCCCCGCCGUUCUUGCUCCAGCGUCUUGCCAGAGUUUGCAACAGAGGAACUAUGCCGAUAAACGUAUCAAGGUGGCGAAGCCGGUGGUGGAGAUGGACGGAGAUGAGAUGACCAGGAUCAUCUGGGAGUUCAUCAAAGAAAAGCUCAUUCUGACCAAUGUGGAUGUGGAGCUGAAGUACUUUGACCUGGGUCUUCCUUACCGUGACCAGACUGAUGACCAAGUCACAAUCGACUCUGCAUUAGCUACUCAGAAAUACAACGUUGCUGUGAAAUGCGCCACCAUUACUCCUGACGAAGAUAGGGUCGAAGAGUUCAAGCUGAAAAAAAUGUGGAAGAGCCCUAACGGAACAAUCAGGAACAUUCUGGGUGGGACUGUCUUCCGUGAGCCAAUCAUUUGCAAGAACAUUCCCAGACUUGUUCCUGGCUGGACACAGCCCAUCACCAUUGGCAGACAUGCCCACGGUGACCAGUACAAAGCAACAGACUUUGUUGUGAGCCAACCAGGCAAAUUCAAAUUGGUCUUCUCUCCAGCUGAUGGAAGUAAAGCCAAAGAGUGGGAGGUGUUCGAUUUCCCUGGUGGUGGCUGUGGAAUGGGAAUGUACAACACUGAUGAGUCCAUCACUGGCUUCGCUCACAGCUGCUUCCAGUACGCCAUUCAGAAGAAAUGGCCUCUCUACAUGAGCACUAAGAACACCAUCCUGAAGGCUUACGAUGGCAGAUUCAAGGACAUUUUCCAGGAUAUCUUUGAGAAAAACUACAAGUCAGAGUUUGACAAGGUGAAGAUCUGGUAUGAGCACAGGCUCAUCGAUGACAUGGUGGCUCAGGUGCUGAAGUCAUCAGGCGCCUUUGUGUGGGCCUGCAAGAACUACGAUGGAGAUGUACAGUCUGACAUCCUUGCUCAGGGUAAAUAA